Microcebus murinus (gray mouse lemur) is the source of this 6034-nucleotide messenger RNA. RefSeq names its product DExD/H-box helicase 60 (gene DDX60). Gene Ontology annotation, biological process: defense response to virus. Gene Ontology annotation, cellular component: cytoplasm. Gene Ontology annotation, molecular function: ATP binding; double-stranded RNA binding; single-stranded RNA binding. The record is from RefSeq and is a predicted model, not a curated record. NCBI's taxonomy places the organism in Eukaryota, Metazoa, Chordata, Mammalia, Primates, Cheirogaleidae.
CCUGAGGUCCUGGCGCCCGGGUCGGUCCCUGGUCCCCGCGGUCCUGGCGCCGGGGUCGGUCCCUGGUCCCCGCGGUCCUGGCGCCCGGGUCGGUCCCUGGUCCCCGCGGCCACUCUCAGAAGCAGCAGGCCGGUCACUUUCACUCACAACUGCCGCCCGGAGACGCCCCAGGAAAGGACGUUCGCUGUCCUUAACACUUCUCAGCUCGGGCCUGAGGCGCAGACAGCGGCAAGAAUGGAAGAAUGUACGACGAUUUUGAAGAAAAUGUCCCAGUUAAUUCUGAAAGAAAUGCCAAAAGCUGACUAUUCCAGUUUGUUCAGUGAUUUCACUGAGUCUGAGUUCUUUUUGGUGGACGGGGACUCACUGCUCAUCACAUGUGCAUGCGACACAUUGUUACAGCCCGGGCAGAGUCUCCACCUCUUCUACCUGAUCGAAUGCUACCUCGUGGAUCUUAUCAGUAAAGGAGGACAGUUUUCCGUGGUUUUCUUCAAGGAUGCCGAGGACGCGUAUUUCGACGCCCCCAAGCUGCUCUCCUUGAGAGCCGGGCUGAUUCUCCAUCUUCAGAACAACACCUCCGUCGAUGUGCAGACCAAGUUUUCCGGGUGCCUGUCGAGAGAGUGGGGAACGUUCCUGGACGAGAGCUGCCCCUAUUUCCUGAUCGUCGCGGACGAGGGCCGGAACGACCUGCAGACGCACCUUUUCAACUUCUUAAUCGUGCAGUCUUGGGCACGCAAGGUCAACGUGGUGCUGUCCUCGGGGCAGGCAUCCGACGUGCUCCGGCUGUACGCCUACUUCCUGCCCAGCAUGCACCGGAACCAGGGCUUUUUCCGGGAGAAUAAAAAGAAGAUUGAGGAUGCUUAUCAAACCCUGCUUAAGCAAAUGCAAGAAUUUAGGGUUUCAGCACUGGCAUCUCUUUUUGGAAAUUUAAAAUGGAAAAAUAUGAUGGAAGAGGCAUGUGAGACUAUAUCUCUGCUGAAGCAAGUCUGGCCAGAAGAAUCAGACAUCCGCCGUUUCCUUUGCGUCGCUUCAUGCUCGUUGUCUCUGAGAAUGUACCAUCGCUUUUUAGAAAACAGAAAGACCUCCUCUGAUCAAAAAUCUGAUGCCCAACAGGUGACAAGCGGUGGCUUGACCCUGCAGGAGACGGAAGAUUUCUGCAAGCUGCGUUGUCUCAGUGUGGCCUUUCUGCUCCACCUGCCUCUUUCCCAGAGAGCGUGUGCGAGAUUCGUCACCUCCGCGUGGAUUCAGGGCCUGCGGACGCUGCGCCGCACGGAAAAGUGGUGUGAAUAUUUCAUCCUAAAUAAUAUGAACAUUUUCGAAUUUGGGAAUCUGAAUUUAAUUUACCUUUCUGACUUAAGUGAUGAGGCUUUGUUGAAGAAUAUUGCUUUUUACUAUGAAAAGGAAAAUGUACAAGGGCGACAUUUGAACUUGGGAAAUGUCAUCAUGAAGGAAUACGAACAUCUCUGGAGCACUGUGUCAAAGAUGGUCGGAGAGUUUGAUGUCGGACAGCCAUUUCCUCUGAGAACAACAAAACUUAAUUUUCUUAGAACGAAUCAGUCGCCAAUCAAAGACAGCUCCGAGAAAAAUAUGCCUGAUUUGGGUUUUAUUCCAAUGUCAUCUAGUUUGGUGGAUAAGUUUGCUGGAGACAUUCUGAAAGAUUUGCCUUUUCUAAAGAGCAAUCAUCCUAUUGUUACUUCGUUGGUUAAGCAGAAGGAAUUUGACGAGCUUGUGCACUGGCAUUCUCACAAGCCCCUCAGCGAUGACUACGACAGGUCCAGGUGUCAAUUUGAAGAAAAAUAUAGAGACCCUCGUGCUCUCAGAUCCUUGCAAAAGUAUCAUGUUUUUCAGCGAUUUUAUGGGAAUUCGUUGCUAGACCCGGGCUCUUCGAAAGUCAUCGUGACUCAGCCUGCUGCGGCAAAGAAGAAUUUCAGCCAGCCCAAGAGCAAAACGGCACGCGAGACCAAGGCCGACAUCAUCGCCAGAGAGAAUAAGAAGAGGCUGCUCGCCAGGGAAGAGCAAAAGGAAGAGCAAAAAUGGAACGCGCUGUCGCCGUCCAUUGAGGAGGAGAUGAAAGAGAAUUUAAACUCCGGCAUAAAGAGCCUGGAAGAGUUUCUGAAAUCAUGCAAAAGCAGCUCCGUGAAGUGCCAGGUGGAGAGGGUGGGGCUGAGCGCCUGCCUGAGAGCCUGGAGAGAGCACUGCCGGGGCGAAGGUAAAAUCAAGAAAGAUUUAAGUAUAGCUGUUCAAAUGAUGAAAAGGAUCCACUCAUUGUUGGAAAAAUACCCGGAACUUUUGCAAGAAGCGGAUCGGCAGCUUGUAGCCAAAUGCCUUAAGUACUUAGGGUUUGAUGAGUUGGCAAAUUCUUUAUAUCCAACCCAGGACACAGAAAAUGACAGAAAGGAGAAGAGAAAGAGUAAAUAUUCAGUUGGCAUGGGGCCAGCUCGGUUCCAGCUGCAGUACAUGGGCCACUAUUUGUUCCGAGAUGAGAGAAAAGACCCAGACCCCAGGGUCCAGGACUUCAUUCCUGACACGUGGCAGCGAGAGCUCCUGGACGUCGUGGACAACCACGAGUCAGCCGUGAUCGUGGCGCCCACGUCCUCGGGCAAGACCUACGCGUCCUACUACUGCAUGGAGAAGGUGCUGAGGGAGAGCGACGACGGCGUGGUCGUCUAUGUCUCGCCCACAAAGGCCCUUGUCAACCAGGUGGCGGCGACUGUCCAAAACCGUUUCACCAAAACCCUGCCGAGCGGCAUGGCUCUGUGCGGCGUCUUCACGAGGGAGUACCGGCACGAGGCUCUGAACUGCCAGGUGCUGGUCACGGUGCCCGCCUGCUUGCAGAUCCUGCUGCUCGCCCCUCAUCAGCAGCGCUGGGCGAAGAGGAUCAGAUACGUCAUAUUUGACGAGGUUCAUUGUCUUGGUGGAGAAAUCGGAGCAGAAAUCUGGGAGCAUCUCCUCGUCAUGAUCCGAUGUCCUUUUUUGGCUCUUUCGGCUACGAUCAGCAACCCCGAGCACCUCACUGAGUGGCUGCAAUCAGUGAAACGGUACUGGAGAGAAGAAGACAGGACCAUGGAAAGGGACGCCGCCUCCAGAGGCCACGGGGGCCGCCACGCCAGCUUCCCCGAAGGCCACCUGCCGGCAAAGCAGUCCUACAGAGUGAGACUCGUGCUCUACGGGGAGAGGUACAACGACCUGGAGAAGCACGUGUGCUCGGUCACGGACGGCCACAUCCGCUUCCACCACUUCCACCCGUGUGCCGCGCUGACCACGGAACACAUCGAGAGGUACGGAUUCCCGCCGGAUCUGGCUCUUUCUCCCCGAGAAAGCGUCGAGCUUUACGACAUGAUGCGGCAGGUCUGGAGAAGCUGGCCGCGGGCCCAGGAGCUAUGUCCAGAGAACUUUGUUCAUUUUAGCAAUAAAUUAGUCAUUAAGAAGAUGGACGCUAGAAAAUACGAAGAGAACUUAAAGGCAGAAUUAAAGAAUUGGAUUGAAAACGGCAACGUGGAAGAGGCCAAAAUGGUGCUAAUGAAUCUUAGUCCUAAAUCAGAUUUUACUGCAGAAAACAUGCCGAGCAAGUUUCCACUUCUCGUUGAAACGCUAAGGAAAAUGGACAAGUUACCUGCACUGUUCUUUUUAUUCAAGUUAGGGGCUGUAGAAGGCGCGGCUAAAAGCGUGCACGCUUUCCUGAAGCAAAGGCAGGAGAUGAAGAGGCCUCCCAACGCCGACAAAGAAGCCCACGUCAUGGCUCGCAAACUCCGAAAAGUUAAAAAAUCCCUGGAGAAAAAAAUGAUGGUAGAAGAAAAGCCAGAAAAACCCCAGAAAAACCCCAGAAAAAGCCAGAAAAACCCCAGAAAUAUGGAUCAAGCCCUCGUACAGGCCGCUGAGCACGACCAUCUUCUGAGGAGUCUGAGGAGGAACCUGGAAGUCCCGCAGGACUGCACCUACGCUGACCGGAAGGCGCUGCCCGCCGAGACUUUACAGAUGGUGUUCGAUCGAGUCAAGUUCGAAAGAAAAGGUGAACAGCUGAAAGCAUUGGCCAGGAGGGGGGUCGGAUACCAUCACAGUUCCAUGAGCUUCAAAGAAAAGCAGCUGGUUGAAAUUCUCUUCAGGAAAGGAUUUAUUAGGGUGGUGACAGCUACCGGAACACUUGCAUUGGGGGUCAACAUGCCGUGCAAGUCUGUGGUGUUUGCUCAAAACUCAGUCUAUCUGGAUGCUUUGAAUUACAGACAGAUGUCUGGCCGUGCUGGGAGGAGAGGUCAGGACCUGCUGGGAGACGUGUACUUCUUCGACAUCCCGUUCCCCAAAAUCGGAAAGCUCAUAAAGUCCAACGUUCCGGAGCUGAGAGGACAGUUCCCUCUGAGCACAACCCUGAUCCUGCGGCUCAUGCUGCUGGCUUCCAAGGGGGACGACCCUGAGGAUGCCCAGGCGAAGGUGCUGUCGGUGCUGAAGCAUUCCUUGCUGUCCUUCAAACAGCCCCGAGUCCUGGACAUGCUAAAACUUUACUUCCUGUUUUCUUUGCAGUUCCUGAUGAAGGAGGGCUAUUUAGAUCAAAAAGGCCAUCCGAUGGGGUUUGCAGGACUGGUAUCACAUUUGCAUUAUCACGAACCUUCUAAUCUUGUUUUUGUGAGCUUUCUUGUAAAAGGCCUUUUCCAUAAUCUCUGCCAGCCAGCCAGGGAAGGCUCAAAACGUUUUUCGGAAGAUGUCAUGGAAACGCUCGCGUUAGUGCUGGCUCAUCUCUUUGGAAGACGACACCUUCCACCAAAGUUCCAAGAUGCUGCCGUCAAGUUUUAUCAAUCAAAGGUGUUCCUGGACGAUCUUCCUGAGGAUUUCCACGAUGCUUUAGGUGAAUACAACAGGAACGUGACAAAGGACUUCGCCAGUUUCCUACUCGUUGUUUCCAAAUUGGCUGACAUGAAACAGGAAUGUCAGCUCCCACUGUCAAAAAUCAACUUCACAGGUGCAGACUGUGCGGACUCCGAGCUCGUGCCCCACCUGAUGAGCUGCGGGAAGGGCAGGAGGGCCAUCUCGCCCUUCGUCUGCCUCUCCGGGAUCUCCGACGAGGACCUGCUGGAGCCGGGAACGCCAGACCACGUCACCCUGCACACAAUUGGUGUCAACGGCAUUCGGGCUCCUGUGCUGUGUGCAGAGAGGUUUGAUGGCCGUGGGAGAAGAAUGCCUCUGAACGCCUACGCCCUGGAUUUCUACAAGCAUGGCUCCCUGGUGGGGCUAGUCCAGGACAACGGGAUGAACGAGGGAGAAGCUUACAAUUUGCUGAAAGAUUUUGCACUCACCAUCAAAGCUAUCAGCGUCUCCUUGCAUGAGCUGUGUGAGAACGAAGAUGACAACGUUGUCUCGGCCUUCGAACAGCUCAGCGAAACCUUUGCUGAAAAACUAAGGAAAGUAUGAAAACGAAAAGUCCAUGCAAACCACUGAAAAUACUGCCGCUGGAGUCUCAUGAGUCAUAUUUUGGAUUCCCGUGCCUUUUUUUUUUUUGAGAAACAUAAACGACGCUGAGGAAAGAGCAAGUCUAACCGACGUGCGGGCACGCCUGCCCUGGUCUAUGCCGGGCACCCGGUUAUCUAGCGCAUCUGAAUGCCGGUUUCUUUCUGUAACUGAGUAAUGGCAACGCUCACUUCUCGGGCUGUGUGAGGGGUGACUGGGAAAAUGCAGGGAUUCUGUGUGGGACUGAAGAAGAACUUUUACUCUGUGAGGUCUAAACAAAUAUGAUGUUGUCAAUAUUUUUCUCCUGGGUGUCAAGAUUUGUAAAAAGUUCAUUAAGGCCAGGAAAGAUGAUUGCAGUGUCCUACAGGUGCACUGGCUUCUCUCCAAUUAACAUGAAUGGGAUUACAUGACUUAGGUAAAUGGCUACUGAAAUAGCGCCUUUUAGUAUGCUUAAACUGAGUUUUAAAAAUAUAGAUGAGAGUUUUCGUUCAGACUUUGUGAUGCUUUAAAAGAGAACACAUAGUUGACAAUUCGCUUUAUUUUAAUUGUAUGUAAGUUCCUGGGAAAACACAAAGAAAUAAAAUGGGCUUAAUUUAUUCAC